UCAAGGUUAAAGCCUUAUGAGUGUAGUGGGUUUUUGAAACGAUUUAAAGUUGCACAUGACUUUACGUGUGCUAUGUUAAAGUGCACAAACGCUGAACAUUAACAUACACAGUGGACAUGGAAAAUGUUUACGUGAAUGCUAUACAAAAGUUUUUGGAUAUUAAUUCAGCAAAUGAUAUAGAACAACUCUUGAGUAUCAAUAAGCAAACUCGAAGGAAUCAUUUGCUUCUUUCUGAUUCUCCAUCUGACUGCUCGACAACAUGCUCAAGUGAUGACCAGUGUGUUACAGCUUUCCCCGUAUAUAUAGAUGAAUAUGGGACACGUACUGGUGUAUUCGUAUCCUUAGUGAAAAACCAACCUUCCAAUCAAAGCGCCAUUUUCAUAUUCACUGAAUCACAAAAUCUCGAUGUCAAUCAAACCGAUGUUAUUCUAAUGGAUAUUUUUAUAUUGGAGGAUGUACUGAGUUGUGAAAUGGACCUUUCAGGUUGUAUCCAGUUAACUGGAAAACGAUUAGUGAACACUGUUCGUUUCGGUAAACAAUCAGUCUAUGAUAAUUUUCAUCCUUUUACAAUUCUAUGUAAUAAUAAUAAUAAUGGUGAGCAGAACUCAACGCUUAAAGAAGAUAAUGGUGAUGUAACCACUGACAGUGAAUUAUUCAUAUCUGAUCGUAUAAAGAAAAUAAGUAAGGAGAGAAACAGGAUGAAACCAGAGUUUCAAUCUUUAAAAGUAACACUGGAAUUUUUCACCAGCGAUGAUGCUGCAGAAUUUCAUAGACAGAUAAUUCAAUGUUUUUCUAAGUGCACAAAAACUUUAUCUCAACCUGAAUUGACUAUUACUGCUGAGACGUCGACCGCCUUCUUUAUGAAUGAUGUAGACGUAGAAGAUUUUGACGAUGAUGAACAAGGAGAUGAGGCGACUUUUGAAGAGAAAUAUUCUUGGCUAUAUAAGUACCUCUUUUCCGGAAAACGAGGAUCAAUAGUUCUUCCCACAACUUCAACCGAUCCCAGUGGUUUAGUUACUUCAGAUUCUGGUAGCAUUCAUACAAGUAUGCACGAUAUAUCUGAGGAAACAUUUUCCUCUCUACACGAAAAAACUAGCAGUUGUCCAGUCUUAGAUGAUAUCAAAGUACCGAUUCCUAAUGAAUAUGUUCGAACAAAGCGGAAAGUAACCAAGCGAUUGAUUAAAUUACGUCGGUGUAAAUCUUCUUUAUCCACAUCACAAGGAAAACCAGAAAUACCUUCACAGACAAUGAAAUUAUUGGAUAAAAAAGUGAAUUCUUACAAUAUCUUAAAAACUGAUCAUCAUUCACGGAAUAUAACACAUAGUGAUGGCUUAACAAAAUCUCAAAAUUAUUCUGAUCCACGUUUGUCUUCUUCACCUGAAAAUAGACAAUUUGUGGAGCCGAAAAUUUAUCAUCCUAAUAUUGAGAAACGUUUAACCUAUGAAAGUCGUAAGACUGAAAGAAUUACCAUUUGUAUUGGUACAUGGAAUGUGAAUGCUCGAAAUGUUAGCAGUGUGAAUUUAGAUGAUUGGCUUAUGCCUCCUGAAGGCCAACCACCGGCUGAUAUUUAUGUUUUUGGACUACAAGAAUUGGAUUUAAGCAUCAGAGGUAUUACUAUGAAUAAGACUAGUUCUUCUGGACCAGAAGACUUAUGGAUUCAACAGUUAGAACAAGCCUUAGGUGGUUUACUGAAACCACCGAAUUCCAACAUCAGAUUUACUGAUAAAACUGAUACUGGUAAUACAUUUGCAGGCCAAUGGCACCAGCAUACUGGUGGUGGAUACCUGAGAGUAAGACGUGUUCGUCUAGCUGGUAUUAUGAUGAUAGUGUACAUAUCAGCUAAAUUGUCAGUUCAUCUACGUCGUCAUGAAGUUUCUCAUCAGGUUGUGCCAACUGGAGUUUGGAAUGUAAUGGGUAAUAAAGGUGGUGUUUGCCUAAGGCUAACUAUAUUCAAUUCUUCAUUGUGUUUUGUAAAUUGUCAUUUGGCUGCUGGUAAAGAAAAACUUAAACGUCGUAAUGAAGAUUUCAAAGAGAUUGUACGCAAAAUGUCAUUGUUAUUACCAAUAAAUCAAAAGCAUUUAUCAUUUCCGGUUAGAAAGUCAUACAUAUCAAUUCAUGAUGUAAUUUUCGUAUUUGGUGAUAUGAACUAUCGAAUAACUGGUUUGAAUUCGGAUAAUGUUCGGAGGUUGAUCCAACAGAAGAGGUAUUCCACACUGCUUAGGAAUGAUGAACUUUUGAAACAACUGAAUACAAAAAAGGUAUUUCAAGGCUUUCGUGAAUCGAAAAUCACUUUUGCUCCAACCUAUAAAUUUGAUGUGAAUACUAACAUAUAUGAUUCAAGUGAAAAAAAUCGAAUACCGGCCUAUUGUGAUCGAAUUAUCUGGUAUGGCAGAGGCUGUGAACCAGUUGUGUAUAGAUCACAUCCAAAGUACGUGUCCAGUGAUCAUAAACCAGUUUCAGGUUAUUUUACAGUUGAAGUAUUUUGAACAUAUAAAUUUCAAUAGUACCAAUUAAUUGUUUCAAUAAGCUAUUCAUACAAUUGAUAACAUUGAACAAUUGAUUACCGUUUUUCUUACGUUUGUGUGUGUGUAUGCAGCAAUGUAUGUGUGUAUAAUCGGUAUGUGUAAAUGUGUGUGUACGUGUGUUUUUGUUUGUGUGUCUGUUUAUCAAGCUAUCACGUGUAUAUUUCAAACUCUGUACUUAGUUAUAUCAAUCAUACAUUAUACAUAGAUUAUUACUACUGCUGUUAUCAUUACUAUUAUUAUUAUCAUUACUUUUAAUGAUUUUAAAAUGCGCAAUACGGAUAAACAACUUGUCUUUCUAAAGAUGUCAUAAUCAUUGAUAAAUAAUGAGGAAUUUGAGGUAUAUAUUACUGGAUACCUUCCUGGAUGACUGAAUUCUUUGUACGUGUUUCCUUAACUUUGUUUAUUCGAUUCAAUAACAUUUGUGUGUAACUUUUGUUGAUGGCGGCAAAUUAUUU
Messenger RNA from Trichobilharzia szidati, 2980 nucleotides. The record is from the annotation of a GenBank genome assembly. NCBI's taxonomy places the organism in Eukaryota, Metazoa, Platyhelminthes, Trematoda, Strigeidida, Schistosomatidae.